Molecule: messenger RNA, 187 nt
Organism: Sphenostylis stenocarpa
Lineage: Eukaryota; Viridiplantae; Streptophyta; Magnoliopsida; Fabales; Fabaceae
Source: the annotation of a GenBank genome assembly
AUGCAGUUACAGACACACAGGUACAGGACGUACAAAUGGUUCGAAGCUAACAGAUUGCCGUGGUUUGAAACUUUCCAGCUAGCCGUUGUUGCCAUGGAAUGGAAAGAGUGGAGUUGGGGAAUGAAACAAAAUGUCACAGAAACCAGCAUCUACUCAGUGGAUCUGCUUCUAGCUGCCAUGCACCAUC